CUUUGUUUCCGACCGGACAUUUUUCACAAAAGGACCCUAAGCCUCUUAUCUGAUUGGCUACACCAACCGCCAAUGAACAUAAUGAAAAGGAGGAGAAGAGCUCUGAUUGGCUGCCUCACAGCGUCUGCAGAACGGAGAAGGAGAAGAAGAAGAAGCUAAUGGCGGGUUUGUUCCAGUGAAGGAAAUGUGUUCCGUUUAAUUCAUUUAGAGAUUUGACUCCAUUUCGUGUUUUGAGAAACGGCGACAAAAUGGCGACUUUAGUCCUGGAUAACGGAGCUUAUAGCGCGAAGAUCGGCUUCAGUCAGGAGACAGUGCGUGUCAUCCCAAACUGUCAGUUUCGCUCGAAGACGUCGAGAUUGAAAACGUUCACAGCCAAUCAACUGGAUGAGAUCAAAGAUCCCUCAGGACUCUUUUACAUCCUCCCUUUCCAGAGGGGGUAUCUGGUGAACUGGGACGUCCAGAGGAAGGUUUGGGAUCAUCUGUUUGGGAAAGAGAUGUUUAAGGUGGACUUUGCGGACACCAGCGUCAUCAUCACAGAGCCCUACUUCAACUUCUCCUCCAUCCAGGAGUCCAUGAACGAGAUCCUGUUCGAGGAGUACCAGUUCCAGUCGGUUCUGCGGACCAACGCCGGCUCCCUCAGCGCUCACCACUUCUUCUCCUCUCGGCCCUCGGAGCUCUGCUGCCUCCUGGUGGACGGAGGCUUCUCCUUCACGCACAUCAUCCCAUACUGCCGCAGCAAGAAGAUGAAGGAGGGCAUCCGCAGGGUGAAUGUAGGAGGGAAGCUGCUGACCAAUCACCUGAAGGAGAUCAUCUCAUAUCG
Gymnodraco acuticeps is the source of this 820-nucleotide messenger RNA. It is a transcript of the gene actr6, whose product is annotated as actin related protein 6. Lineage: Eukaryota; Metazoa; Chordata; Actinopteri; Perciformes; Bathydraconidae. The record is from RefSeq and is a predicted model, not a curated record. Gene Ontology annotation, molecular function: nucleosome binding. Gene Ontology annotation, cellular component: Swr1 complex.